UUGCCAACCCACCCACAGCUUGCUGUUUGUCCUCUGCUUCGUUCCCCAGUACUCCUGCAACACCACUUCAGUCAGGUGUUGUUCUUCAUGUCCUUUGAGAAACUGGAAUGUACCGAAAUCACACCAAAGACACCAACAACAACUGCAACAAAAACCUCCUGAAUGAUCACAAGGAAAAGCUUAUCCAGGCUAUUAAAAGAAUCAAGCAUGAGGUAGAUGUGUGCAGAGAAGCAGAGAGAGAGACGUUCAUAGAGUCAUUGGAUGUAGAGAACAGUUUUGAUGCCCUGGAACGAGAAAUCAGAGCUGAGUUUCAGAACCUGCAUCGUUUCCUAGAUGAGGAGGAGUAUAAUGACCUGGAACGAAUGAGGAGGGAGAGACAGAAACAAGUGAAGCAGCUGAAGGAGAGAGAGAAGAAGAUAGCAGCGCAAGGGAGAGACCUGGAGAGAGCAAUUGCGGUGCUCAACAGCAAACUGACCGAGGACGACAGCCCGAAACUGCUCAGAGAAAUUCAAGAUCUCACUAAAAGGUCUCAGGUCCGCUUUGUUCCUCCAGCGGAGGUGGACACUGAGGUGCGCUCUGGCCAGUUUGUGGGGCCCAUACAGUACAGGAUAUGGAAGCACAUGAAAAGCUGCCUUUACCCAAAUAUUACAUCAAUGACCUUUGACCCUGAGACAGCCCACCCUAAUCUGUCCAUGUCCCAGUCUUGCACCUCAGUAUGGUUUGAUGAGGAUAAAGACACCAGUGAUUGCCAACCCAACCCACAACGGUUCCAUUAUUAUUACUGUGUGCUCGGCCAUCAGAGCUUCACCACAGGCAGACACUACUGGGAGGUGGAGGUGGGACAUAAGACAGCAUGGAGGUUGGGUGUGGCACGAGCAGAUGUCCAAAGAGGGGAGAUGGAUGCUACUGGCACUUCCAGUGGCCUCUGGACGCUGGCCCUGAAGGGUGGAUCUGUCUUCGCCUGCACCGACCCGAAGCCCACCAAGGUCACAGUAUCUGUACAUCUUGUCCGAAUCGGUGUGUUUUUAGACUGCGAAAAGGAGGAGGUAUCUUUCUACAACGCUGUUACCAUGGCACCACUCUACACCUUCACUAUGGAAACGGUUGAGGUUCCUCUGUUCCCCUUCUAUAAUCCGUGUGACACAGAUGAGGGGAGGAACACAGCAGCACUAAAGAUCUUUAAACCUUCACUAUGAUUAGAAGCCACAGUCCAAUUGUAUGUUAUAUUAGUUGAACUAUUCUUACAUUUAUAGUUGACACUCUUAGAAAUAAAGGUACUAACUAGAACUCUAUGUAGUUCUUUGGUUUGUCCCUA
This is a messenger RNA of Epinephelus lanceolatus (giant grouper), 1315 nucleotides long. The record is from RefSeq and is a predicted model, not a curated record. NCBI's taxonomy places the organism in Eukaryota, Metazoa, Chordata, Actinopteri, Perciformes, Serranidae.